GCGACACUCCGCCAGUACUAGAACGGUCGCCGCCAGGAGCAGAUGUGUGUGACCAGCCAGGAACCGGAUUAUUUGCUCUGAUUAGCCGACUAUUUAUACUAUACAUUUGCGUGUUUUUACUUUUUGGUUUCGCACUUGCACUGAAGUUGCCGGGAAGACAUUUAGAGAAAAAAAAGUUGUUGAAAGAUAAAACUGUUUUACUUCACAGUGAGUGAACAUUAUAUUAUUAAUAGAUUUACGAGUUAGUGUCCCAUGCAUUUUCCCGUGAGAACUCGUGUUAUCUAAACAGUAGUCCUGGCUAGUUGAUGGUUCCAGUGAUUUUGGUGUGGUUCUUUGUUAUAAGAAGUAGGUACGCCUCGUGCGAAACGUGAGACCAAAAUUGUGCGUAAAAAGGCUGAACGCAUUUGUCGCUCGUGCGCGCUGAGGAGGGCUGCGGUGUUUCCAUGGCUGCAUGAUUGUUGGAAUUUUGGGAAGCUGUGACAGGCAGCGCGGAAGUUAUUGUUGAUGUCCGCAUCACUACAUGCUCCGGUGCUUCAGUUAUGCAAAUUUGAUCCGAUUCAUUUGUAUUUGAUGGAUGGUGGCGCUGGCUGGCUUACAGAGUGACGUUGUUGUAAACAAUUACUCAUUCCAAGAUCUCAGCCGUUGGCCACGUUUUCCAAGCUCAUUCAGUUGUCCAGCGAGGAACAGUCUUCCAUAGUUAGUAGUAGAAUAAUAAUCACCUGAUCACCGACCAUGAUGCAUUUCAAGGAAGUCUGUAACCGAAGGUGCAUACUGACCUCCGGCGGGGUCAUCCUAGUAGCCUUUGGAAUCUUCUUCGCUUUCUGCUUCCACGCCGUUUUUCUCGACAUUUUAUACGAGGAACUCAAACUCCGUCCAACGUCCCGAGGGUACGAUGCGUGGGUCACUCCCCCGUUUCCACUAUCGAUGGAUGUGUACUUUUUCAACUGGACUAAUCCGGAGGACUUGAAGAAUCAGAGCAUCAAGCCAAUUCUGGAGGAGCUCGGUCCGUAUCGGUUUACCGAGCGGCCCGAGAAGGUGGAUAUCGUGUGGCACGAUCACAAUGCGACCGUCAGCUACCGGAAGAAGAGUGUGUACUACUUCGACGAGGAGGGAAGCAACGGCUCGCUGGGUGAUGUGAUUAGCAGCAUCAACGUGGUGGCUUUGUCUGCAGCAAAUCGAGCCCGAACCUGGAACUACGUUAAGCAGAAGGGUGUUUCGAUGGGCUUGAAUCUUUACAACCAGGAUGUGUUCGUGGUGAAAACCGCCGGCGAGCUGCUAUUCGAUGGCUACGAAGACAACAUGGUUCUCAUGGGGAAGCAACUCUUCGAUGCCAGCGAGGUACCGUUUGAUCGAGUUGGCUGGUUCUAUACGCGCAACAACUCUGCUGAUUUGAUCGGCCACUAUAAUGUUCACACUGGAGUCGAUAACAUAGCGAAAAUCGGAUCCAUGGCUGAGUGGAACUACAAACCGCGGACAGACUUUUUCGCCGGUCACUGCGGCAUGUUGAACGGUUCCGCCGGAGAAUUCUACCCGCCAAAUUUAAGCAAAGACGUUCCGAUUCAACUAUUCACACCGGAUAUGUGCCGCAGUUUGUCGUUGGAUUUCGAACGGGAAGUGCAAAUUGCCGGCAUCAAGGGGUACAAAUAUUCCGGUGGACCGCGCACAGUAGACAACGGAUCGGCAUUCCCGGAGACGGCUUGCUUCAGUUCGGGUGAGAUCGUGCCCUCGGGAGUGCUGAAUAUUUCGUCUUGCCGGUAUGGAACACCGGUGUUCAUGUCGUUCCCGCAUUUCUACGGAGCCGAUGAGUACUAUCUGAACCAGGUGGAGGGGUUGAGUCCUGAUCGGAGCAAGCAUCAGUUCUAUAUGACAAUGGAACCGACUACUGGCAUUCCUUUGGACGUGGCGGCUCGUUUGCAGUUGAAUAUUCUUGUGGAAUCGCAUCCAAAUAUUGCCCUCUAUGAGGACGUGGAACGGGUCUUCCUUCCGGUGCUCUGGUUCGAGCAGCACGUUACGAUGCAGCCGGAGUUUUCCGGUGAGAUUGCUCAGGCCCUUAGCAUUCCGACGACGGCCCGCAUCUGCGGCAUUGUGAUGCUCGUACUGGGAGCCGUGAUGAUUGCGUGGAUCCCGGUCGAACACUUUGUGUUCCACCCGAAGCGACGGCGUGACGCCGUUAAGGAUGCCGCCACAGAAAAAGUGCUGCUGCAGCAGAAUCUAGCCAAGACGACCAUCCUGCUGCCGAUGGAGAAGGAAAUGGAAGCGUCCGGGAAGAAGGCACAUCAGACCGUCGAGGCGCAUCCACUGAUCGAAACCAGUUCGGUUCGAUUGGUUAGUGAGAAUGGAGUCACGAAGACGUGAGACGAGCCGUCGUCGGAUGAGCAGCAACGGAUAUCCUACCAAAAAGACUUUCUUUCGCUAUCGUUGGGGAGGGGGAAGAAGCCAUCCAGUUCUCUAAUUUUACUGUUAAAAGCAAUAGUUUGUAGGUGCCUUAAUUGUAUUGCUGACACUUCACCAGGUGUUGACAGGCUAGAUGACAAUCGACUGGCGCGUUUGGUCCGAGCUAAAAAAAUUAACGAUCAAAGUCCUGUGGAGAGUAACGACUAUGGGACAUGUAAGGAUUCCUCAUUUAGGUUAAGUGUAAACGUUGGUUACCUUGAAAUAUAAGCGCCAUUGAAGCAAAGUACCAAACUACUAUUUAGAUUUAUAGUAAAGCAAUACCAAUAGACCUAUAUUUCCACUUCUGUUGGAGGGAAAGGUAAUUUAACGCCAUGUAUUUCGUUUGAAGAAGAGAAACUGAGAUUAGUUCGAAUAUGCCAACCAGAUGACGGAAUACAUUUGGCUUUUAAUGGCAUCGAAAACAAAAUCCAACGGGGGUUUCUAGUAGUUACUUUGAUAGUCUGCAUUUGAAAGACAAUCAACAGGUUUGCCUAUUUAAGAAGCGGAUAUUCCAGGUUUUUAUACAUUUAACGUUAUAUUUGGAACAUUAAUAAAAUAAUAAAAUUAAUAAUCAAA
Molecule: messenger RNA, 3009 nt
Organism: Topomyia yanbarensis
Lineage: Eukaryota; Metazoa; Arthropoda; Insecta; Diptera; Culicidae
Gene: santa-maria
Product: protein peste
Exons: 7
Coding region: 733-2355 (540 amino acids)
Cellular component (GO): cytoplasm; membrane
Molecular function (GO): scavenger receptor activity
Source: RefSeq, a predicted model, not a curated record